This is a messenger RNA of Penicillium argentinense, 732 nucleotides long. RefSeq lists its product as uncharacterized. The record is from RefSeq and is a predicted model, not a curated record. The transcript has 2 exons. The coding region runs from base 1 to 732 and encodes 243 amino acids. Gene Ontology annotation, molecular function: protein binding. Lineage: Eukaryota; Fungi; Ascomycota; Eurotiomycetes; Eurotiales; Aspergillaceae.
AUGAUCAACAUCGAGCAUGCAAUCAUCGAGAAGCGCAAUCUCCGCCUCACGGCAAACCCCAUCGAGCCAUUCCUCCUCGCUAUCCCAAUAGAACUGCAGCUGCACAUCAUCAGCUUCCUCGACUAUCCCUCCUCCCUGGCGCUAUCACAUGCCAAUAAGCAGCUUCACUCAAUGAUUCCCGUCGAGACCCCCAAAACAUCCACGCAAAAGAUGGCCUUUCUAACUGCCGUCGAGACAUGGCAACGAAAUACAGCAAGAUACGCCUGCAAAUACUGCCUCAAACUCCGCCCAAGCCACGCCUUCGCCGACAACCAAUUAAACGGGCGUCGCAGCAAAGGCGACGCAGAAUGCGAUCGGCGCGUCUGUCUAGACUGCGGCUUCCGCAAAGGCAUCUACCAGCCCGGCCAGCCGAUCGUCGUGAACGGGCGGCGCCAAAUUCUCUGCUCACUCUGUAACGAGCGCCGACGGUACGGUAUGUACUGUAUGCUUUGCUGGCGGUGCGAGAGCUGCUUCGCCAAGCAUAAUAUGCCUCGCACGCCGUACCAUACGAGUAUGGGGCAGUAUAUUCGCCAGCAUGGGUGUCCGCGGUGUUCGCAUCAUUUGGAGGAUUUGGGGGGUCCUGAGUCUGAGGCGCAGAUGACGUUUGAGGAGGUGCUGCUGCAUAUGAAGAUGGCGGGGUUGGAGAGGCAUGUUGAGGAGACGGUUAGUUUUUGGUAUGAGGAUUAUCGGUAG